Messenger RNA from Rosa rugosa (rugosa rose), 1568 nucleotides. RefSeq lists its product as uncharacterized. Lineage: Eukaryota; Viridiplantae; Streptophyta; Magnoliopsida; Rosales; Rosaceae. The coding region runs from base 62 to 547 and encodes 161 amino acids. The transcript is spliced from 5 exons. The record is from RefSeq and is a predicted model, not a curated record.
AGAAAAUAAAAAGCCUUUUAGGGAAUCAAUCUUGUCUCAAAUUUACUCUCAUCGCCAAACCAUGAUAGGCAGGAAAAUCCCAGGCGCCGGAGACAGCAAAUCUGCUAAGGCUGAGGAGAGCGAGAGCGAGGAGAUCGAGGAUAUUUUAGAAGGACUCAAAAUAUGGGCAUCGAGCACGAGGAGUGCAAAGAGAGCAAGGAGAGCAAAAAGAGCAAGGAGAGCACGACGCGGCCGGAGAUAUGGUAGCAAGGUCAAGGUCUGGAAAGUAAACGCACCUGCUAUAAUUCUACCCGUGGCAAUAAAACCAGAGACCGUCACUAUUCCUGGCAAAAAUGGUGCUGAUCCUGUUAAAAUCUCCUUUUUCGAUUGUUCAGUCCCAUAUAAGCCAAAGAUCCGCAGAGGUAUGUUUCCUUUUUUUUUUUUUUUUCUUUUCUUCUUUUUUGAGAUUGCAACUAAGUUGUGCUUGAUUAGCUUAGGCACUGAAUCUACUUACCUGAUAAAUCAAACUGUUGAAUUUUUCUUUUUUCUUUUUGGGGGCAAUUCUUGAUAUUGAUAGAGAAUCCAUAAUCAGUGGCGGAACUACGUGAAGGGCUGCUUGGCCUGUAGCCCAACUCAAAAUUCUUGGGAUAUUUUAUAUAGUGCAUGCGUAACAAGAGUCUGAUGUUGGUUCAGCUGGCAACUUGUGGAGUUGUCUAAGAUCCCACCUUGGUUCGAGUCCCCACAACCCCCUUAUGUUGCUGCUUUCCCAUUUCCUUCUCCCUUUUUGGCAUUUCUUUUUUCCCUUUUGUUCCUUUUUUUUUUGUCUUUUUCCCAUUUUCUUCUCCCAUUCUCUUUUCUUUUCUUUUGUUUUCUUACAACAUUUUCUAUUCCUAGUUUCUUAACAGUUUCUUCUCUUAAAGGCAAUCUAGCCUGUUUUUUUUUUUUUUUUUUUUCCUUUAGUUCCAGCAUUCUCCAUUAGUAUUUCUUAUAAACUUGAGUCCCAAAAUUCUUGGAAUCAUUGUCGACAAAAAAAAAAAAAUCUUGUAAGCUCUUUAAAUUAGCCCACCCCUAAUUUUCAUCUUGGUUCCACCACUGUCCAUAAUAAGUAACGCCUUCUCUACCCCCACCUUUCGGCCACGGGAUUCCUUACUCCUCCCGUAUUUUGCUUACCUUUCUAACACCAGUUGUUUCCUUCCAACUUUGCAUCUGCAGCUUCUCCGAUCCUUUGAGUUUGUUGCUCCGUUUGGUAUGCUUUUGAUUUUUGUUUCCUAUCAUGUUUUGAAGAAAUAAACUGUUGUCAAUUUCUGUUGGGGUGAUUAGAGGAUAGCCAAAGGCAUGAUGCAUACCAAACAUUGAAGAUGAUUUUUGGUGCGAAGGCAUAUUGGUGAUGCAUACCCAACAUUGAAUAAUAUAGUUUUCAAAGAUAAUUUCUGCUCCAUUGGAGCCAUUAAACAAACUGCUGAGGGGAUCUUACAUCUUUAUUGUGUAUUCAACUUCUUUGGAGAUCUAGACCUGAUCUCCUUAUCACACUACUGAUAUUUGCUAUUAUUCAAUAGAUUCUUCAGUGUUUUUUUUUUUGGGUCAUUUGA